CCUCCCCAAUCCAGAGUUCACCCCUCUCCUCUCAAAGCAUACGAAUUCCACUCCUCUAGUGCUUCAACUACUCAGUCGAAUAACAAUUUCGAUUAUCUCGAUUUUGAUAGCUUUCUCUCUUUCAUUGAGUUGCUGUGCAUCAUUCCUUCGGCAGUUAUUUCAGUAGGGUUCGUGGUGAAUUACGUGAUUUUCGGGUCGAGAAAUGCUGUCUUGGGUGAAAUAGGGAAGAGGGUUAUGGCGUGCGGGGCUUUAGGGUUAGUGGCUGGUGUCGUAAUCGGGGCGUGGAUGAGGAGGCGCCAAUGGAGGAGGAUUUGCAAGGAAUCAGCGAGGGGAGAGAGGUUGAAUUUGAUCGAGAGGAUUGAGAAAUUGGAAGAGGACUUGAAGAGCUCCGCGACCAUUAUUCGGGUCUUAUCCAGGCAGCUCGAGAAACUGGGUAUUCGGUUCCGGGUCACGAGAAAGGCUCUGAAACAGCCUAUUGAUGAGACUGCAGCUUUGGCUCAAAAGAACUCUGAGGCCACGCGUGCAUUAGCAGCACAAGAGGACAUUCUAGAGAAAGAGCUUGGUGAAAUUCAGAAGGUUUUGCUGGCAAUGCAGGAGCAACAACAAAAACAGCUUGAGCUAAUACUUGCAAUUGGAAAAACUGGGAAGUUAUGGGAAACCAAGCAAGCACCAAUUGAGCAAGAUACAAUUGAAACAGGCACCUCGACCAAGGAGGUUAAACAAAUGGACUACCCAGCUCAAUCAGCCAGCACAAGCAAGGGAACCAAACAAUGAUAAGAGUGUAGGAUUUUUGAACCAGAAGCAAUUCACAAAUAAAUUCUAAUAUGUUGUUCACAGCAUGCUGUCACUUCUCUCGAUCCUUGCUCCACCAGGGAAUCCGGUUAGCUUUUCUGGAUGCCAAUGUACCUAUGUCCUGAAGCUUCCUAUUUUCAGCUAGAGCAGAAGUUCCAGGUUUAUUGAGUCUGCAACAGAAGUGGAAAUAAAUGAUAGAAUUUUAUUCCUGGAUGAGCAUAGCAUUGUAUUGACAGUAAAACUAACCUCCUUGUUCUUGUGUUGUAAUUCUCCAAAAGUCAAAUGUACCAUAGCAGGUUUCAUUUUAUUUCCAUCUUUUAUUGGUGGCUGGUAA
Molecule: messenger RNA, 1126 nt
Organism: Carica papaya (papaya)
Lineage: Eukaryota; Viridiplantae; Streptophyta; Magnoliopsida; Brassicales; Caricaceae
Cellular component (GO): chloroplast envelope
Source: RefSeq, a predicted model, not a curated record